Humulus lupulus (European hop) is the source of this 1051-nucleotide messenger RNA. RefSeq names its product glutathione S-transferase DHAR2-like. Lineage: Eukaryota; Viridiplantae; Streptophyta; Magnoliopsida; Rosales; Cannabaceae. Gene Ontology annotation, molecular function: glutathione dehydrogenase (ascorbate) activity. The coding region runs from base 127 to 852 and encodes 241 amino acids. Gene Ontology annotation, biological process: protein glutathionylation; ascorbate glutathione cycle; cellular oxidant detoxification. The transcript has 4 exons. The record is from RefSeq and is a predicted model, not a curated record.
AGUCGGCCACCCAAGCCAAAUCCAAUAAUUCAAUGAGUGAUUUUUAAUAAUGAAUUUUGUAUAUAUUUAACACAGCAGCAACAUACACUUACAAAAACAAGUCUCAGAUCAGAAGAAACAUAUCAUAUGAUAUAUAUAAUGCUUUCUCAAAAUCACUGCUCCUUUCGUUCUCUCCUACUUAUCAUCUUCUUCUUCCUGUCCUCGUUCGGCGCCAUUGCUCUCGAGGUUGCUGUCAAGGCUGCAGUUGGUGCUCCUAACGUUCUUGGGGACUGUCCAUUUAGCCAAAGGGUUCUUCUGACUUUGGAGGAGAAAAAUGUACCUUACCAGAUGCACCUCAUCAAUCUCAGUGACAAACCCAAAUGGUUUCUGCAAGUGAAUCCUCAAGGAAAGGUGCCUGUGGUGAAGUUUGGAGACAAAUGGGUCCCUGAUUCUGAUGUCAUUGUUGGAAUUCUUGAGAAGAAAUACCCUCAACCUCAUCUCACUACUCCACCACAGUUCACCUCUGUGGGAUCAAAUAUAUGGGGUAAGUUUGUGACUUUCUUGAAGAGCAAGGACUCAAGUGAUGGGUCAGAACAGGCUCUGCUCACUGAACUAAAGGCACUUGAAAAACAUCUCAAGGCACAUGGCCCAUAUGUUGCUGGUAGGAAGGUUAGUGCUGUAGAUUUAAGUUUGGCCCCAAAAUUGUUCCAUCUUGAUGUGGCUCUUCAACAUUUCAAGAAGUGGGCUGUCCCAGCAGAUCUGACUAAUGUCCUCAAGUACAAGAAGCUGCUGUUCUCACGGAAAUCAUUCAAGAAAACCAGGACUGCAAGGAAAUAUAUAAUUGCAGGUUGGGAGCCAAAAGUCAAUCCAUGAACUAUUUCUAGAUUACAGGAUUUUGAAGCUAUGAAUCCUGGCUGAGACUCUCAAAUGGCUUCAUCCAAACGAGGCUUUGGUUUAUAUGUAAUGUAGCCAUGUCAAAUAAGUUAAAAUUAGUACCUAUUAGUAUGUUCUGCCACCCUUUUCUUCAAUCAAAGUAAAAAUGAAAAACAUAAGCAGAAGAGAUAUUAUUAUA